GGCCUGGUAGUGAGGGUGGGGGAGCUCCCAAGAGGGGUAGGGGAGUUGGUACGGCUCGGAGUAACAGCCGGCAAAGAGGGGGAAGGGGUAGCAGACCUUUUCCUCCCCUGGAUAUGUAUUCACGUUCUACUGUUUUUCAGGAUCAACCACGGCAGUUGGCACAACAGGGACGGCCAGCUGUCACUUCUACUGGAGGUGGUCGAGAGAUUACGGGGCAACGCAGCAGCGGGCUCCAGGCAACUUUCAGCGGUCCUUCAGGCAUCAGGACUACGGAGAGCACUUCAGCAGUGGCAGCGUUUCCGGGAAUUGGUACCACAUGCAGACGAGGAGGGAUGCCCGUGUCCGAGUUUCUUGUGGCGACUUGGGGUGGAGGACUGGCUGGACUGGUGAAGAACUCAUUGGCACCAGGUACUUGGGCAGCUUAUUCAAGAGUGUGGUUGGAGUGGGAGACUAGGUUGUUGUCCCAGGGUUUACGUGAAGGGGAGGUUGAUGGUACUGGUGCGUUGCUUGACUGGAUGUGGGAAUGGGGUGUUUCUCAGUUGUCACAUUCCGCUAUGGACAGGCGUUUGGCGGCAUUAGCUUUCCGCUUCAAACUCUUGGGUCUGGGAGAUAUUACCAAAGGUUUUUGUGUUCGUCAGGUGCUGAAGGGCUUGAAGAAAGGGUUGGGUGGUCCCUUCCCUGACCAUAGGCGACCUAUUACUUUUUCGCUGUUGCAGCAGGUGUAUAUGGUGUUACCUUUGGUGUGUUUGUCUGAUUUUGAGGUGUGUUUGUUUAGGGUGGCGUUUGUUCUGGCUUUCUUUGGAGCCUUUCGUAUUUCGGAGUUGGUUAGUAAGAAUUUGGUUUCUAUGGGGGGUUUGGCUUUUUCGGAUGUGGCGUUGUUUGAUUACAAGGUGGAGAUAUUUUUGAGGAGGAGUAAGACUGACCAGCUGGGUAAGGGCAGAACGGUGGUCCUUUUUCCGAGUGGUCUGGAAGUGUGUCCUUGGCGAUGUUUGUUUGAGUAUUUUCAGGUACGUCCGGUUAUGGGGGGUUCGUUGUUGGUUCAUGUUGAUGGUAGGCCGUUGUCGCAAUUCCAAUUUCGGGCGGUUCUUAACAAAUCAUUGUGCAGGUUGGGUUUUAAUAGCAGGGAUUUUGGGUCACAUUCCUUCCGCAUAGGGGCGGCAACUGAGGCUUCGGUGAGGGGUUUAUCUGAUUCAGUGGUUAAAGGCAUUGGCCGGUGGUGUUCCGCCCGCUAUCGCCGGUAUGUUCGCCCUGAUUUAGGAGUUUAGGCUGGUGGUGUUGUUAUUCUCUUCUUUGUGUUUUAGGUGUCGAUCGUUUGUGGCUUGUUGGCCAUUCUUUCAUUUAUUGGGCUCGAAGAGCGGCUGCAGCCAAAGUGGAUGGAUUGCAGUUGGGUAUCCCUAAGUCGAGAUGUGAGGUCAAAUGGUUUGGUGUCAGGGGGCUACGUUGGGACAGGUUGUUGCCGCUAGUGGUGGAUUAUUGCAGACGCUACCAGCAUCCAACGGUGUUGUUGAUCCACGCGGGGGGCAAUGAUCUUGGUUUUCUGCCUCAGAGGGAAUUGGUGAGAAGCAUGAAGAGGGACAUUGGAAGGCUUGUGGAGUUAUUCCCUAAGAUGAGAAUUGUAUGGUCGGACAUUUUACCUAGGAUGGUUU
Molecule: messenger RNA, 1646 nt
Organism: Bombina bombina (fire-bellied toad)
Lineage: Eukaryota; Metazoa; Chordata; Amphibia; Anura; Bombinatoridae
Exons: 2
Coding region: 114-1265 (383 amino acids)
Biological process (GO): DNA recombination; DNA integration
Molecular function (GO): DNA binding
Source: RefSeq, a predicted model, not a curated record